GGCACCCGGGCCACCCGCACGUCUCGACGUCUCAAUUUUCGCAGUUGAUCUCGCGUUGCGAAACAUAUUUCUUGUGGAUUUCGUGCGUGUUUCGGAUCUAGCUCAUGGCUCCGUAUGUGGUGUCUGUAGUUCAAAGUUAGGAAAGUGAUAACAUGGAAUAACGUUGGAUUAAACAUGUGAAAUGUAUAGUGGAGGAAAAAGUUUUUGCUGUGUUACGGAUAUUUAGUUUUUAUUUUCAAUAUGCCAGUACUUCUAGUUUUUGGACUUUUUGUGGUGAUAGCCACAGCUCACAACAUCACGUUUCUGGAGGUACCGAUGUACGGCGACCCCCACCAAGAAGCGAACCUCGUGUGCCACUAUAUGAACGACCAGGGCGACCCUGCCCUGCACUCCGUCAAGUGGUACAGAGGUAGCAACGAGAUAUUCAGGUUCACACCAGGACAACAGCCUCCAACAAGGACGUUCAACUCGACAGCGGGAGGUGUUUCCAGAGGGUCCUGCAACCUGAACAGCUGUGCCAUCAGCGUGGUACUGCCCAGGAAUUACAACACCAAGCUCUCGUUCACUUGUGAAGUGUCCACCGAGGGCCCGCGGUUUGCAGUAGUCAAGCAGACCAAGGAAUUGACAGUGGCUGUGACAUUGAAAGAGGACCCGGUGAUAUCGGGAGUGCCGGGCACUGUGCAGCUGGGUGAAGACGUAUUGCUUAACUUAUUAUAUCAAUAUUUUGGUACGAGGAAUAAUAACACGCCAGUCUCGAACGCCAACGACUUCAACCUCCGAUCGAGUUGGCGGGCCAUCCGACUCCGAGUGGCCACCUCUAGGGGCUUCAUGGCCCUACGCUGUGAAGCCAUUCAGCCAAUGCAACCCCCCUACAUAAGGGCCACGAAUGCGACCCUGGUAGUUGCGAGGUCGCCACAUUUAUCUAUGUUUACAGCCGCAGGUUCAAGCUCAACCAUGUUGGAAGCAACAGUACUGAUUCUCACGUUGUGCAUCUCAGUACAUAUAUUUUCUAAAUACAGUGCCUUGAGUGAAGUCUAAUCGAUACUGUAGGUGUCAGCUUAAGUAUCGAGCGUUUAGUAUAGUUAGAUAUCCAUUCAAUCACUGCAAUGUUUACACGACAACGCUAUCCGAGGAUUUGAGAAAUCCUUUCGAUAUGUAAAUACGGUAUUUUUCUAAAGAGGAAAAAAUAUCUGUCGGUAAAAAAGCAAGGUAUCAAUUUGAUAAGGUUCCUGGAAUUUUAGAAGAAAACUUACCGAUCGACUUUAAUGGGCCAUUCCUUUGAACUUAGAGACGUACUGUAACUUUCCGAUACUGGGAAAUGAAUGAGGAAGCUAAAACUGAACAACUUCUUCAAUUUAAAACAGUUCAUUUAGACGUACAAACUUAAAAAUCUACAUUUUAAGUCAGGGAAUUAAUUCAGAAGAUGGGUAGAAACGGAGGUCGGGAGUAAAAAAUGUAGAUUUGCUACAGCAACAGUUGGCAAAACGUUCAGUUACUCUACUACUCAACUACAUUUUGACGUUUUCCAACAUCACUCUCCUAAGUUCCGCUGUUCGCCUGGUACCACUCAACAAACACGAGAAGUGAAGUAAAAUGAGCUAUUAGAUGCGGAACUGAAGAAAUGUUACCACUAUUUAAAACUGGUAUAAAAGCAUCAUUUUAUAACUAUAUUUAUAGUUAAUGCUGGAAAUAAUUUCGCAGAGAAAAUAACAAAAGAACUUUAGCUUUAUACCUGCUCGUACGCGACAAUAAUAGUUCAUUGAAUUUACGAUAAAAUAAAGCGUGUCCGAUCUGCAUGGAAAAAUAAGCUACCGUGAAAUUGUGCGCUAUAUUAUUUAACAUAUCCGUUCAAUACUAUAACGAUUCACUCACAAACAAAGCAUCAAUAAAAUGACGAAUUGUAUAUAUGUAUGUACAUUGUACAUGUAUGUGACUAUGCCAGACAGCAUCAAAGAGUCUCCGUAUCAAUUGUAUCUUCGUAAAUACAUAACACGAACAAUCGUAGGAACAUUCAGUGAUCUUUUAUUUUCGUUCCCCAUUCAAUAUUUAUGAAAUCCUGGUACAUUGUACAAUCAAAUGUGAGUCUGUUUUGGCGUGUAAACAUUGCAAAUGUUACGUAGCUGUAUUUUAGUGGUGUAUGAUGAAAUUACGAAGUGGAUGUGAUAUAAAAAGGUUGUUUUCUUCCCAAGGAAUUCUAUUAUUUUUAAGUUUAUUGUUGUUUGUUAUAGGUGAUGUUAUCCUAAAUUUUUAUUCGCAACUUAGUAUCGGUCCAAAGCAAAUUACAAGAAAUACUUUUAAAAGAACAGAACAUUAACAUGUUUUUGAAAUUCAUUAAGUAUAAUUUAAUAAUUAUGCGCCUAAGGAACUUUUGUUAAAAUACAAUAAAAUAAUAUUGUUAUGGAACGAAAACCAUACAAGUUAUUAAUUUUAAGCGAACUAUUCAAAAUAUUUGCUUUCAGAGUAAACCAUGAGAUAAAUAAUUGCACAUUAUUAAAAAUUCCACAUAAAAUUCUCAAAUGUAUAUUGGUAAUGUGAGAAUUUUACUAACUAAAGCGUGGAAUAUCUAUGAAAAUAUCUAUUCAUAUAUUAAAUAUAAUGUACCAGGAGAAUAGAACGCAUAAAGAAAUAAAACAUGUAUUAAAUUUGAAUGAAUUUGCAGUGUCCGCGACCCGCGUGCGUCUGUUGUCUGUUACAUUCUUUGAAAUGGCGCUGGGAAUUCGAGGCUCAAUCCAUUGUCAGGCCCAAUAAGCUUUUAGAGCUCUUUGACCGUGCCUGCCUACUGUUUUACUCGCAAUAACGCGCUGUUGUCUGUUAUCACGUUCAUAUUUGAUGUGAUAUGACUUUUCAUGGGGGUCCCUAUGGAAGUUUACAAGGAAACGACAGAGAUUGGAAGUUAGAAGUUUGUUUUCCUGUAAGGCAUCGCGGGGAGAUGUGAUUUAGAUAGGUGUUAAUGUGAAAAUAAUGCUCAGUAAUUUGUAGAUAGGGAGGUAGCAUGUUAUUCUAUAAUAGCAUUUUAUUUUUAACGGGUGUUGGAUAUUAUUUUUAAAGUCCAUUUAUUUGAUAAAAACAAAAUACAGCUACGUAAUUAGUGAUAAUUGUAAUAAAAAAUGUCGUAAAAAUAAAAUUAUAUUAUAAAAUCAAUUAUUCUAUAAAUAGCAAGCACUGAAUUUCGAUGUUUUAUGUCACGAGAAAAAAAUAAAAAUUUGUAAUAUUUACAUAUGUUGGAGAGAAGCUGAUGCGAAUAAGAUUAAGUUAAUGUAAUGUACAGAAUAAGGCCGGGACGAGUUGUGUUGACAGUUUAGCGCUAAACCUACGUUCAACUUCAGCGUUAAGUUCGCACGUUAAGUUACUGUAAUAGGUUUUUAAGUCACCUCACUCCAGACAUCUGUUGAAAUAUAAGUUUUGGAACAAGUAACUGGAAAAUUGUGUAAGAUUUUCGCCAUUGGAGAUUGCUAUAGUAGCAAUAGCCAGUUUUACUGUAAGAAGGCUUUUGAAACGACUAGAUUCAAAUCUAAAGUAUGUACGACAACUAAUUUCAAGUUGUUCUGGGUUAGUAUUGAAAGCAAACAGUUGGGCCAAUAACAAAAUGCUCGGAAACAAUGGAAAGGAAAACAUCGGGAGGCGACAUUCGAUGCGAGAUACCACUGCUAUUGUCUACUUGUAUGUGACUCGUACCUUUUCAACGACGAAGCUAUAGCACUCCAAUCUAGAUCGUUUAUUUAUUUAAUAAAUAUUGAAUUCUUCAGUAAAACUUGUCCUCUAUGUAUAUUAAGUAUUAAUAAUUAAACUCUGCUUUGAUGUUUCACUGCCGCCAUCUUGUCCAACUGUCAACAUGACAACGUCAAAUUGUUGUUAGAAAAAAUGUUAAAUCAAAUUAUUUGUACGUUGUUUAGUUUUAUGCAACGAAUUUAUUACUUUUUUGUAUUUUCAUAAUGCUCUAGUGUUUUUAUUGCUAUUCUUGAACAGCUAUUAUCUUAAUUAUUUUUGGAUAACAUCCUAGUCCUUUUUUAUUGAAAACAUACAAUUUCAUUUCAUUUUCAAUAUUCCUGGUAAUUGGGUAAAUGAGUAAAUUAAACCCGUUCAAAAAUCAAUCUGUAUGAAAUUAUGGGAAUAAAAUUCAUUAGUUUGGACUGUUUCACUGACAUUAUUUUAAAUAUCAAUAUUAUACAUACUUACAAUAAUAUUUUCACGUAAUGAGAUGAUGUACUUUUUAUAACCGAAAUAAAGUAUAAAGAUUCAUAUUUUGAAGUGCGUAAGUACGUACCCUUCCGCAAUCAGCAACCCAUUUACCAGGAACGCAGUUUAUUGCAGGAAGUCUUUUGUAUAUUUUCAACAUCCCGACGUUCCUAAAAUUCGUCUCAUGUACAUAGUAUUGUAUUUAAUUUGUGCCAAAUUCUAGGUAAUUUUAAUAGUGAAUCACUGAAAUUCUUAUCUUUAGUAUAAAAUGUUUUUCACAGCUGAACGAUUUUGUAAAGGUGUAAAUUAAAACCUCCAUUAUUUAAUCCUGUUUUCAGUUUUCCGAGGCUCUGGUAAAGUUUAUUUUAUGGAAAAAGUAAUUUAAUAAAUUAAAAAUUCCUUUUUCACCAAAAUAACAACAAUGUCUUUGAUAUAUUGAAAAUAUAUUUUUCAUAUUUAACACUGCACAGCUGCACGAAUGUAGAAUCCAGAGAAAAGUGUAGUGACGUCAUCAAAAUUCAUGAAACCGAACAAUUCCGUGCGUAAUGUGAUUUAAAAACGACUGACGGGGCGCGGAACGGUGGCGCGUGACGUCACAACGUGUUACAUACAAACAUUUUCUGCAACCCUAGUACUACGGAAUCGCUCACGUAUUGAAUCAUAACAAACUUACAUUAACUCCAGACAUCUAUGUUACUUUACUAUUACUAUAUUCUAUCUAGAAAAUAGAGAUGUAUUUAUUUAGGAUUGAUUGAUAUAUAGAAAUUCUCGAAAAGAUACGUAGGGAAAAUGAGUUUUCGGUUGUGAUAUUCGUGGAAAGAUCAUACCCAUUCCUUUUUGGUCUUAUCUCAAUAUCGUAUUUUCCCGUUAGUCCUAAAAACGAAGAAAUAUUUUUUAUCAAAUCCAAUUUUGCCACAUUGUGUCACUUAAUGGUCUUACGAGUCAUGAAAGUGACAAAUCCUCUUCAUCCUUCGUAAAAAAGUCAGUUUCUUGGAUUAAUAUAGUUCCUAGCAUUCACCAGCAAUAUAGAUAAUACAGUCUCCAAAUAUACCGAUCUAGAUCUUCCAUUCCAGUUUUUUCUUUGACCUUACAUAAGGGUGCUAAUGAAGGCAUAAAUUUGAUUUCUAUCUUUGGAGCCAAAUUCUCACGUUCGAUGGUAACAAGGUCAAGAAAGUCGAUAAUAAGUACAAUGGUAGCAAAUGACGGUCCAGAUUGUUGUCAUAUUGUCUACUGGAUGUGACACUUGGCAUUCUUUCUACUUGUUACAUAUUGUGAAUAGUUUGAAAUGUAAUAAGGUAAAUGGAACAUAUAGGUUUAUCGGAGCCUGUAGUCAUAAAAUGUCUAGAGAUGGACAUUGAACUUAUACGAUGAUUUAUUGUUUAUGAAGGCAAGGAUGGUCAAAGGUAGUUACAGAAUAAUAUGGACGAUUUGAAUCGAUUUAUUAUUGUCAUUUUGGUGAUAUUUAUAUUGUUAAUGAAGAAAACAUUCUGUAAGGUUGAUACGUA
Molecule: messenger RNA, 5681 nt
Organism: Spodoptera frugiperda (fall armyworm)
Lineage: Eukaryota; Metazoa; Arthropoda; Insecta; Lepidoptera; Noctuidae
Exons: 6
Coding region: 241-1038 (265 amino acids)
Source: RefSeq, a predicted model, not a curated record